GCCUCGCCGACACGGUGGCCGGCGCGCACUACUGGCACGUGCUCAUGCAUCUCGUCGUAGAUGGUGCUGUGGCGCUUCCUGUGUAUGCUCGUGGCAGUCAGUGCUGCGCCUGCCGUCAACAAGCACUCGACCGCCUGCUCGCGCGAGCUCAGCCGCGAGGCCAUGCAACUUCUCGAGCAGCAUGUCUACCGACCUGCGCAGCAGCUCAGCUACACGAUGCCGCCGCCCGAGACAUGCCCGUUGGCGACCGACCAAGUGCUCUUCUUGGACCACGAGGCGCACAAGUACCGCGUACACGCCAACCGCUGGAAGUGCGGGUACUGCGGCAAGCAAUUCCGCGGCGAGCCCUUCGUGGACCAGCACAUGGACACCAAGCACACAGCCGAGGAUGACCAUGGUUUAUGUUUGGCCGACUAUUGCGAUAUUCUAAACUGCCCGUCGGCCCGCGCGCAGGCAACGCACGCGAAAUGCAGCCACAACACCGUCUUUCGUCUGCGGCAGCAGUGCAAGACCCUCUUUCAAGCUUGCUUUCCGUACGAAGCGCCGUCGGUCAACACGAUGCGGCGGUCCGAGCCGGCGUCCAAUGUCCUUUUCGAGUACGUGCGCGAACACGUCUGCGAGGCCAUCACGUGCGAAGGCAGCUACGACGAUGACGACGACGCGUCAAAUCCGUUUUUCACCGGCGUCAUCAUUGUGCUCAAGGUGCUCGGCAUGCUUACGCUCGUCGUCUCGUGCAUUCUGGUGCUCGAUCGGCCUGUCCGCGCCAGGCGGCAUCGACAUCACUAA
This is a messenger RNA of Saprolegnia diclina VS20, 786 nucleotides long. RefSeq lists its product as hypothetical. The coding region runs from base 61 to 786 and encodes 241 amino acids. Lineage: Eukaryota; Oomycota; Saprolegniomycetes; Saprolegniales; Saprolegniaceae. The transcript is spliced from 9 exons. The record is from RefSeq and is a predicted model, not a curated record.